Seminavis robusta is the source of this 795-nucleotide messenger RNA. The record is from the annotation of a GenBank genome assembly. NCBI's taxonomy places the organism in Eukaryota, Bacillariophyta, Bacillariophyceae, Naviculales, Naviculaceae.
AUGGUUCAGCUUAGAUAUCUGACUGCCCUCUUGGGCCUUUGUGCCUCUGUUGAGGCCUUUACAAUGGGUUCCAAAUCUUCCAGUGUCUCGGAGGUGACUGGGCUCUCCAUGAGGAGCCCCUUCAUGAUGCCAGAAGAGAAUCCAGACGAACCUGACAAACCAACUCCCAGACAACCACCUCGUCCACCACCACUUCCCACCGUCGAUGGAAAAUCCGGUCAACUCGAUGUCGUCUCGCGACUGCUCAAAGAUCGAAUCCUAUUGCUGGGAACGGAAGUCAACGAUGAAGUCGCCAAUGUGCUCGUCGCACAGUUACUUUACCUCGCCAAUGAAGAACCCGAUAGAGACAUUACACUCUACAUCAACAGUCCCGGAGGUUCCGUCAGUGCCGGAUUGGCCAUUUACGAUACCAUGCAAUUCAUCCCCUGCGAUGUUCAGACCGUCUGCUUUGGCAUGGCCGCCAGUAUGGGCGCAUUCUUGUUGGGAGCCGGAAGUCCCGGCAAGCGCAAAUCCUUGCCCAAUGCCCGCAUCAUGAUUCAUCAACCUCUAGGAGGCGCGCAAGGACAAGCCGCCGAUAUCGAAAUUCAAGCCAAGGAAAUCUUGUUUGUCAAGGCAUCCUUGAAUCAAUUCAUGGCCGAUUACUGCGAUCAACCCAUUGAAAAGAUUGCCGCCGAUACGGACCGAGAUUUCUUCAUGACACCCUACGAAGCAUUGGAUUAUGGACUGAUUGAUGAAGUCAUCAAGACCAAGACCAGUCAUAUCCCACUCCCAGCCAUGCCUAGUUUGAGGAGUUAA